Colias croceus (clouded yellow) is the source of this 6821-nucleotide messenger RNA. Its product is annotated as endoplasmic reticulum metallopeptidase 1-like. The record is from RefSeq and is a predicted model, not a curated record. Gene Ontology annotation, molecular function: metalloexopeptidase activity. The transcript has 16 exons. Lineage: Eukaryota; Metazoa; Arthropoda; Insecta; Lepidoptera; Pieridae. Gene Ontology annotation, biological process: proteolysis. Bases 180 to 2849 code for a protein of 889 amino acids.
CGGAUUGCAGGCUGAUCUUGUCAUUUAAUUUUCAAUUUUCAUUUUUUAGUUUUAUUCGUUGUGGUAUGAGUUGUGCUCGUGUGAUGUGCACCGUAUAGAAUCAAAAAUUUAAAUUAAUCGUAAAAAAUUAAUGAUCUGUAAAUAUAUAUUCAAUACUAUUUAAACUGUUAGGGUGGAAUAUGAAUACAGAAAAACAUAUGGAAGGUGAGAAGGUGAAGGAGAACAUAGUGUCCCCCGGUGUGGCGACGCGCUGGGUGGCGCUAGCGGCGCUGUGCUCGGCGGCCACGCUGCUGGUGGCGGGCGCGUUCGACGCGGCCCUGCCCGCGCCGCUUGACCGCUCCGCGCCGCCCGACCGCUUCAUCGCGCAGAACGCCUACGAGCACCUCGUCAACCUCACAUCUAUUGGACCUAGGGUGGCGGGUAGUUACGAGAACGAGGUGGCAGCAGUGAAGGUGCUGCUGGAGGCGGCGCGCGGCGUGCAGGCGGCCGCCUCACCGCACAACCACGUGGAGGUGGAUGUGUUCUCGGCGAGCGGGGCCUUCGCCCUCACCUUCAUUGAUGGCAUGACGAACAUGUACCGUGACGUGCAGAGCGUGGUGCUGCGCGUGCGGGGCGCGGGCGGGCGCGCGGGGCCCGCUCGGCGCCGCCCCGCCGCGCUGCUGCUCAACUGCCACUUCGACACCGUGCCCGACAGCCCAGGCGCGAGCGACGACGGCGCGGGGUGCGCGGUGGUGCUGGAGACGGUGCGCGCGCUGGCCGCCGCGCCGCGCCCGCUGCGCCACGACGUGCUGGCGCUGCUCAACGGCGCCGAGGAGAACAUCCUGCAGGCCUCGCACGCGUUCGUCACCACGCAUAAAUGGGCGAAGUCGCUGCGCGCGUUCAUAAACAUAGAAGCGUGCGGUGCGGGCGGGCGCGAGGUGCUGUUCCAGGCGGGCCCGCACGACCCCUGGCUGCUGGAGGUGUACGCGGGCCGCGUGCCGCACCCGUUCGCGUCGUCGCUGGCGCAGGAGCUGUUCGAGAGUGGCCUCAUCCCCGCCGACACAGACUUCCGCAUCUUCCGUGACUUCGGCAACAUCUCAGGCGUGGACCUGGCGUGGAGCAGCAACGGCUACGUGUACCACACGCGCCUGGACACCGCCGCGCGCGUGCCGCCCGCCGCGCUGCAGCGCACCGGCGACAACGUGCUCGCGCUCGCGCACGGUCUAUUAAAUAGUGAGCAGCUGGAGCAGGCGGCGGAGCGGGCCCGGCAGCCGGUGUUCUUCGACGUGCUGGGCGUGGUGGUGGUGCUGGCGCGCGGGCCGGCCGCCGCGCUGGCCGCGCUGGCCGCGCUCGCGCUCGUCGCCGCCAGCCUCGCCCUCGACGCGAGGGACGCGCGCAAGCACCUGUACCUGCCGCCGGGGCAGUGGGUGCGCGUGGUGGGGCGCGCGCUGGUGUCGCUGGCGCUGGCGCAGUGCUGCGGGCUGGCGGCCAGCGCGGCCGUGGCGCUGUCGCUGCACGCGGUGGGCGCGCGCCUGGCCUUCUACUCGCGGCCCUGGCUGCUCGUGCCGCUGUAUGCCGUGCCAGCGGUGUGCGCGUCGUGGUGGGACGCGCGGCUGACGUGGGGCAAGGCGGCGCGGCGCGGCGGGGCGGCGGCGCUGGCCCGCGGGCAGUGGGCGGCGCGGGCCUGGCGCGGCGCGCUGGGCGCGGCGGCGGGCGGCGCGCUGGCGGGCGGCGCGGCGCUGGGCCUGCGCAGCGCCUUCGUGCCCGCGCUGUGGGCGCUGGCGGCGGGCGCCGACGCGCUGUGGGCGGCGCUGCGCGUGCGGCCGGCGGCGCGCGCGGCGUGCUGGGCCGCGGCCGCCGCGCUGCCCGCCGCGCAGACCGCCUACCUGGCGCUGGGCUGCGUCAACAUGUUCGCGCCCGUCAUGGGCCGCGCCGGCACCACGCUCGUGCCGCCCGACGUAAUUAUGGCGCUAAUAGUGGGGUCGUUGACUUUGACGGUCUUCAGUUGGAUGUUACCUAUCGUCGUUACGGCUAAAAAUCCACGAAUCCUGCUGUACGCGGGCUGGUCGGUGACGCUGUGCGCGUGGCUGGUGGCGGCGGGCGCGCGCGGGUGGCCGUACAGCGCGGCGCGGCCGCAGCGCGUCAUGCUGUUCCACACGCGCCGCUCCGUGCACGCGCCCGUCCCGCCCCCCGCACACGUCACGCACCAGGACUUCUACUGGCUGCCCGAGCUCGACGCCAACACGCCGCACUCGCUCGACGAGUACGUGGCGGGCAUGCGCGACGCCGUGGCCACGCCGGCGGCGGAGUGCGCGCGCUGGGUGUACUGCGGCGCGCCGUACUACCUGCCGGUCGCGUCGCUCGUGGCGCGCGGCCACGCGCUGCCCGCCAGCUCCGCCCCGCCCACGCAGCUCGACCUCUCCGCCAGCCUGCUGCCCGCCGCCGACCAUCCCAUGUACCAGAGGAAGGAGUUGAGGCUGGAUAUUAAUGGUACCAACCACAUAGUAGUGAUCCUGGCGCCGACCGCGGGCGGCGAGAUCACGUCGUGCCGAGCGCGGGGCGCGGGGCGGGGCGGCGCGGCGGGCGUGCGGCCCCAGCCCGGCCCGCGCUGGCGCCGCGCACCGCACACGCUGCGCACGUACUUCGUCACGCUGCACGACGCGCGCCCGCCGCGCCCCUGGCAGCUCUCGUGUGAUAUACAGCGGCCGCUCACCGCCAACGACUCGCAGUGGGUGCACAUGUCGGUGGCGGGGCACAGCAUGUUCGGCGAGCGGCAACGCGGGCCGCAGCACGCCGCGCUGCUGGCCGCGCUGCCCGCCUGGACCGCGCCCACGGGCUGGGCCGUGCACCUGCACCUGCUCUCCGUCUGACGCUGCUAGCCCUCCCCCCCCCACCCGGGCCGCAGCACGCCGCGCUGCCCGCCUGGACCGCGCCCACGGGCUGGGCCGUGCACCUGCACCUGCUCUCCGUCUGACGCUGCUAGCCCUCCCCCCCCCCCCCCGGCCGCAGCACGCCGCGCUGCCCGCCUGGACCGCGCCCACGGGCUGGGCCGUGCACCUGCACCUGCUCUCCGUCUGACGCUGCUAGCCCUCCCCCCCCCCACCCGGGCCGCAGCACGCCGCGCUGCCCGCCUGGACCGCGCCCACGGGCUGGGCCGUGCACCUGCACCUGCUCUCCGUCUGACGCUGCUAGCCCUCCCCCCCCCACCCGGGCCGCAGCACGCCGCGCUGCCCGCCUGGACCGCGCCCACGGGCUGGGCCGUGCACCUGCACCUGCUCUCCGUCUGACGCUGCUAGCCCUCCCCCCCCCCACCCGGGCCGCAGCACGCCGCGCUGCCCGCCUGGACCGCGCCCACGGGCUGGGCCGUGCACCUGCACCUGCUCUCCGUCUGACGCUGCUAGCCCUCCCCCCCCCACCCGGGCCGCAGCACGCCGCGCUGCCCGCCUGGACCGCGCCCACGGGCUGGGCCGUGCACCUGCACCUGCUCUCCGUCUGACGCUGCUAGCCCUCCCCCCCCCACCCGGGCCGCAGCACGCCGCGCUGCCCGCCUGGACCGCGCCCACGGGCUGGGCCGUGCACCUGCACCUGCUCUCCGUCUGACGCUGCUAGCCCUCCCCCCCCCACCCGGGCCGCAGCACGCCGCGCUGCCCGCCUGGACCGCGCCCACGGGCUGGGCCGUGCACCUGCACCUGCUCUCCGUCUGACGCUGCUAGCCCUCCCCCCCCCCACCCGGGCCGCAGCACGCCGCGCUGCCCGCCUGGACCGCGCCCACGGGCUGGGCCGUGCACCUGCACCUGCUCUCCGUCUGACGCUGCUAGCCCUCCCCCCCCCACCCGGGCCGCAGCACGCCGCGCUGCCCGCCUGGACCGCGCCCACGGGCUGGGCCGUGCACCUGCACCUGCUCUCCGUCUGACGCUGCUAGCCCUCCCCCCCCCACCCGGGCCGCAGCACGCCGCGCUGCCCGCCUGGACCGCGCCCACGGGCUGGGCCGUGCACCUGCACCUGCUCUCCGUCUGACGCUGCUAGCCCUCCCCCCCCCACCCGGGCCGCAGCACGCCGCGCUGCCCGCCUGGACCGCGCCCACGGGCUGGGCCGUGCACCUGCACCUGCUCUCCGUCUGACGCUGCUAGCCCUCCCCCCCCCACCCGGGCCGCAGCACGCCGCGCUGCCCGCCUGGACCGCGCCCACGGGCUGGGCCGUGCACCUGCACCUGCUCUCCGUCUGACGCUGCUAGCCCUCCCCCCCCCACCCGGGCCGCAGCACGCCGCGCUGCCCGCCUGGACCGCGCCCACGGGCUGGGCCGUGCACCUGCACCUGCUCUCCGUCUGACGCUGCUAGCCCUCCCCCCCCCACCCGGGCCGCAGCACGCCGCGCUGCCCGCCUGGACCGCGCCCACGGGCUGGGCCGUGCACCUGCACCUGCUCUCCGUCUGACGCUGCUAGCCCUCCCCCCCCCACCCGGGCCGCAGCACGCCGCGCUGCCCGCCUGGACCGCGCCCACGGGCUGGGCCGUGCACCUGCACCUGCUCUCCGUCUGACGCUGCUAGCCCUCCCCCCCCCACCCGGGCCGCAGCACGCCGCGCUGCCCGCCUGGACCGCGCCCACGGGCUGGGCCGUGCACCUGCACCUGCUCUCCGUCUGACGCUGCUAGCCCUCCCCCCCCCACCCGGGCCGCAGCACGCCGCGCUGCCCGCCUGGACCGCGCCCACGGGCUGGGCCGUGCACCUGCACCUGCUCUCCGUCUGACGCUGCUAGCCCUCCCCCCCUCCCCCCCACCCCGCUACCGCGGCACACGGGACUACGUAAGAGGACAAGCUUAACAAUGUAGGACAGUGACUAUUAUGGGAUCACAGUUAUGAUUGAGUCACUUAGCGAGCAAUGUUGCGACAUCAUUGCAUAUUAUGUAUUUCUAAAUACUACAGUCUCUAUAAUGACAGAGCAAAUCACUUUUUUAUUAUUUUGGAUUGAAAUUUGUUUUCAAUCAAUUAUUUUGCUUUUAGUUAUGUAGCAAUGUAUGCAAUACAAACAUUGAAUAAAAUACCUACAUAAGUAGAUCUUUUGCAAUAAAUAUUUGAUUUAUACGCUUAUAUGUGUCAAGGUAUAUAUACUAAAUGUGGUGUUCAUUGAAAUAAUAUUUAAUGUUGUGCUUUAAUUAUUAUAUUGCUUAUAACAAUAAUCAAAGUUUAAUGAAUCCUGUCCAAAGAGUAUAAAUUAACAUUCCCUAAUUUAUAUUUAACAACAUUGUGUACACAAUUCCCAAUGCACUAGAAUCUAGAUAGCUCCGAUUUGGGCUGUGAACCUUAAAUAAGUUGUAGUCUGACUCAAGAGCAUGCUUGUUUUUAUUUGUUUAAUGGUCCCUCUUCACAAUGAGCAGCGUUGGCCCAACAAAUGAUCGUCGAUUUUGGCCGCCAUUACAGCGAUUAUCUUUCAAUAUCUACAAUGACGUCCGAUCAUAGACAUUUAGGCCGUCAGAGGCAAUCACGAUAGUGUCUCUUAGUACCAUGGGGAUUGCCUCUACUCGCCCAACACUACCCAUUGUGAAGAGGGCCCAUUACAUCCCUAAAGUUUUUAGCAAAAAUCUAGUAACAUUUAUUUCAAUAUUAACAAUCAAUUUUCAAUAAUAUAAAUUUUGAAAGCCUAUAGCUAUAAAAAAGCAAAUUGUAAUCAAUUCAAUUAUGAUAGCAUAUCAAUUUAAUUUAUAGUAUAGUUAUGUAACAAAGUUGUGACUAUAGUUAUGUAGAUCUUUUAGUGAAAUCUGGCAAUGACGCUGAUCAACAUGUAUUCUAAUAUACUAUUGUAAUGUUUGUCUCUGGCUGAUAUAUCGUAAUUAAAUCGCAAAAGUUUUACUGCUCAAUAUUUUAAAAUACACAAUAUUUUAAAAACUGUAAUUUUAAGGUAAAAGCAAUUAAAAUCUAAAUGAAAUGAAUAACACCAUGUAAUAACACGACCCUUCGGUAAAGCGUCAUUGUUAAAGUUGCCAAAUACAAGACAUGAUGGUUAAUCAUAAUUAUCAUCAAUUAUUAGUUGUAAUGUAGCGAUAGUUGAUCGUAGCCGUCCGUUUACUGUUUGGUUUGGAUAUGUUUAGAGUUUAUUGUUUAAGAUUAGUAUAAUAAGGCCUUUCAAAAGUCAGUUCCUACUGACAUAGGUAAUUUAAAGGUGUGAGAAAAAAAAAAGAAAUAAUAUGGUUGCUCGAUAAACAAAUGUGCAACUAUAGGGGCCUAUGAAUGUAGACAGUGAUGCUUGAUGAUAUUUUAUAAAUAAGAUUAAAUUGUAUUUGUAAUUAUACCAAUGAAAUUAUUCUAUUAUACGAAAAAGAUUGACAAUUUAAAAUAAUACAUGCUUUUACAAUAAAGCUUCAGUCUUGCACAAAAUGAAUUAAUGUUUUGCUUUAUAAAUAAGGUAAUUAUAUUCGUAAAUAUACAUAUACGAGGCACAAAAUAAAUUAAAUAAAAUAUCGAUAGUUGUACUCUUUCUCUAUAAAACUACAAUAGAAUCACUAAUAUUAAUCACAAAAUUCAUUUUUAUUCAAUUAAACUUCUAUUGAUGUAACUAAUUUAUGAUUUAAUUAUCACCUAUAUUUACUUGAAGUUCUGUAAAAAAAAACUCUAUUCAAUUUUAAUUAAUAGUCUAUAAUUAUUUAAACCACUCUUUAAAUUUUAGUAUAAAAUUUAUUUGAUAUAAGUUUGGUGCCAGGUAGUUAUAUUACAAUGUGAUUGUUAAUUAUAUCAUAAUAUGCGGGUACCUACUUACAGUGCCCUCAGAAGAAGGUAAUGUGUUUGUAUCAAAUGGUAAUAUUUUAAUGUGUUGUGUUUAUGUUAACUGAAUAAAAUGUUGAUGAUAUAU